GCCGCCUCUGCCUUAUGGAUAGUUAAGUUGAGCACGGACAUAUGACACUCCAAUGUUUGGCAUGGAAAACCAACCACAGGUCCUUCCCUGGAUUGUUCCGGAAUGGUAGAAAACGGCCAUCAACCAGUGUAUCAUCCCGCUUUGCAUCAUUGAGUAACAAAAAAUGGAAACCUUUUGAUUUGAGCAUUUUUCUACUUUCGUCCAAUGAUGAACUGACUCCACUUCCAUCAGAUGAACUGGCCUUCAUGCAGGCUGGAUUGGGAAAGAGGACGGUUUCUCUUGACCGUGAUCUAACGCAUGUAGAGUUGUCAAGGCUAUUGCAGGCCACCUACCCAAAAAUGGUGGAGCUGCAGGACCGGUGGCUGCUUUACAAAGCAGGAGGUGGAAAUGGGAGGAGAAAAAUGUCCGCAAUCCCCUUGGAGGCUGAGGGCUACACUGGUGCUAUGCUCCGGAAAGUUUCAGGUGGUGGGAAAAGCACUCUUUACAUAGUGCCUCUUCAGGAUGAGUUGGACCUCUCACCACUCCCAGCAAGCGCUCCAGAGUUUGCUUUGAUGCCCAAGGCCAGCUGCAAGCACUGUUUUGCAGAGAUGCCUCUCCAAAUGUUGGCUCUACAUGACUGUAAAUGUGCUAGCCACACCAGCCCAGACUUGAAAGGGGAUGUCCAGUGUCCUAUAUAUGGCAUAUCCUUCCCAGUCCUGCUUAUCGAGGAACAUGCUAGCCAUUGUGGCCAAAGAACUGAGGACACAACCUCACCUGAGAGGGAACUCCAUCCUGAGACAGAUGACAUCUCAUGUGAGGAAGAUGUGAUCAUGUGGCUCAAAUCAAAAGUGGAUACCAGCAAGACCUUUGAGCUCUGUGUGUCUCGAGAUAAUAUGUUUGAAAGAGGUCUGAAGUUAUGGAAGCGCAACAAAAAGGCUACACCAAUUAAUCCCUUGAGGAUCAAAUUCCUUGGAGAGGCGGGGAUUGAUACAGGGGCCCUUAGAAAAGAGUUUCUGACCACAAUGGUAUCUGGGAUUGAGCAGCGCCUUUUUGAAGGUGUGAAGUCCAAAAUGCCCAAAUAUUCUGUGAAUGACUUUGAUGAAGAGCUCUUCAGGAUUGCGGGUGAAAUCUUUGCUACAAGCAUUGCCCAAGGUGGACCUGCACCACGUUUCCUCCAGCGGUGGUGCUACAACUUUCUAGUAUCUGGCAAGCUCUCAUUGGAUCAAGUCCUGGACCCGAGCUUAUCACCGCUAAUAACAACAGUUGCAGAGGCGUCCGACAUGACUGACUACAUUGCAGACAUUAUGGAUUGUGGCUAUACUGGCAAGAUCGACAUGGAACACAAAGAACAUUCUAAGGUAGCAAUCGGUCUGCAUGUCAUGACAAAAAGAAUGCCCAUGCUUCAGCAACACCGUGAGGGCUUGGACAUCUACGGCUUCUCCCAAGUGAUGCAGGCAAAGACGGAAGAGUGCCGCAGUCUGUUCGUCGCCGGAGACGACGAGUCGGUGGACUCUUAUUACAUCACUUCCCAUCUGGCGCCGGUGAUGAGCGAAAGGGGCUGCAACAAGCACCACAAGGAGACCCAGAUCCUUGAACACUUUCAAGACUUCCUGCACGAGCUGGAAGUUGCUGAACCAGAUGCCACGUCUGAAGACAUCACAACUGUACCCUCAGUGAUGCAGUGGAUUACGGGUCAAGCCCACAGACAUCUUUGA
Carassius auratus (goldfish) is the source of this 1694-nucleotide messenger RNA. RefSeq lists its product as uncharacterized. The transcript has 14 exons. Lineage: Eukaryota; Metazoa; Chordata; Actinopteri; Cypriniformes; Cyprinidae. Gene Ontology annotation, molecular function: ubiquitin-protein transferase activity. The record is from RefSeq and is a predicted model, not a curated record. The coding region runs from base 42 to 1694 and encodes 550 amino acids.